UAAAAAAUAAAUAGAUUUAGUUAGAAAAAUAUGAAUCAAAACAAAUCUAUAUUUAUGAAAUAUGGUACAUUAAUAUUGAUUACUUUACAAACAACGAUACUUGUUUUAACAUUACGUUAUUCAAGAAAAAAUUCUAGUCAGGAUGAAGCCUAUUUCAAUAGUACAGCUGUGUUUCUUUCUGAAUUUGUUAAAUUUUUCAUCUGUAUGGCUGUAAUAAUUUAUUCGGAUUCUUUCCUCGGUUUAUAUUAUGUCUUUAGAGAUGAAGUGUUUGGUAAACCUAAAGAAUUGUCGAAAAUUUUAGUUCCAGCUUUUCUAUACACCGUACAGAAUAAUCUUUUAUUUCUUGCGCUAACCAAUUUGGAUGCAGCUACUUAUCAAGUCACUUAUCAAUUUAAAAUCAUUACAACUGCAUUAUUCUCUCGUUGGAUACUCAACAAAGAUCUUUCAAAUCGUCAAUGGUGUUCACUUUUCAUGUUAAUGCUUGGUGUUAUUCUUGUCCAAUGGCCUAAUGAUAAUCACCGAUCAUCAUCGAUUCAAAUGAACGAAAAUAGAUUGAUAGGUUUAAUUUCUAUAAUUCUAUCAUCAUUAUCAAGCGGAUUUUCGGGCGUUUAUUUUGAAAAAUUAAUCAAAGUAUCAAAAUCACAAUCAUUGUGGAUUAGAAAUCUACAGUUGGCAAUAUUAAGCUGUUUAUUUGCAUCAUUUACAAUCAUUGUUUAUGAUUUUAAUGAAAUUAAUUUGAAAGGAUUUUUCUAUGGCUAUAAUUCAUUAACCUAUAUGGUGAUUGGACUACAAGCAUUUGGCGGCAUUUGUGUUUCAUUGGUGAUGAAAUAUGCUGAUAAUAUCUUAAAAGGAUUUGCCACAACCAUAUCAAUAAUAUUGUCAUCAUUAUGUAGUCAUUUUAUAUUUGAUGAUUUUUCAUCAUCAUUGAAUUUCUUCAUUGGUGCUUCAUUGGUUGUCCUGUCUACUAUGUUAUAUUCGUUUUAGUUAUUUAUUUUUUCAAUUUUUUGUUUCGUAUUUAAA
Molecule: messenger RNA, 1020 nt
Organism: Dermatophagoides farinae (American house dust mite)
Lineage: Eukaryota; Metazoa; Arthropoda; Arachnida; Sarcoptiformes; Pyroglyphidae
Product: UDP-N-acetylglucosamine transporter
Biological process (GO): pyrimidine nucleotide-sugar transmembrane transport
Cellular component (GO): Golgi membrane
Molecular function (GO): pyrimidine nucleotide-sugar transmembrane transporter activity
Source: RefSeq, a predicted model, not a curated record